CAUUUAUAACGGUUAAUAAAAAUAUAGUCAUAAAUAUUUUGGACGGUAAAAAAACGCUCUUUUAUAAUAGGUACAUCUUCUUCUCAUCGCUAUCUUUGAUAUCUUUAUUUUGGUUCGUUAUAUUAUGUCAGAAAAUCCCUUGUUAUUCGUUUGUGACGAUUUUCUUUUAUUGUAUUUUAGAUUAAAAAAUUACUAUAUAAAUCCGGUACUAUUACUUCAUAAUAAAACACUUUAAUUGUAGCAGGGAUAUAGUUCAGAAAAAUGAUUGGGAAAAUAUUUGCGAUUUUCUUACUGGCUUUAGUUCCCUCUGAAAGUUUAUCAGCUGCUACAUCUAAUUGCGUUUGUUACCACGGGACAUGGGCUGAAUACAGAAACGGCAACGGAAAAUUCGGCGUUUCUAAAAUAGAUUCACAAUGUACCCACUUAAUCUACAGUUUUAUCGGACUUAAAGCCAAUGGAACAGUUUAUAGUCUCGAUACAUGGCUAGAUUAUGAUCUAAAUACCCUAAAUGCUUUCGCUGCCCUCAAAAACGCCAGAGAAGGCCGAAAAGUUUUGGUAGCCGUAGGUGGAUGGAGCCACUCUUCGACAUUCCCAGCAGUUGCUGCAUCAGCAAGUGCCAGAGCCGUCUUCCUCCAAAGUGCUUUAGAAUUCCUCGAAAAACACGGAUUCGACGGUCUGGACUUCGAUUGGGAAUAUCCUAAUAAACGCGGAGGUACCCAAGUCGACGUUGAAAACUUUGUUACACUCCUGAAAGAAUUUAAAGCAGCAUUUAAACCAAAAGGUUUAUUGUUAACUGCAGCAGUUUCUGCCACACCUUCAUCAGUAUCUGCUUCGUAUAACGUACCCGGAAUAUCACAAUACUUGGAUAUGAUCAAUGUUAUGACAUACGAUUUGCACGGUUCCUGGGACGGUGUGACCGGUCAUAACGCUCCAUUGUAUGCGUCAUCUAAAGAUACAACCGCUGCAGCUCUAGAACUUAACUUGGAUACUGCUAUCUCCAACUGGAUUGCACAGGGGGCUCCACCAUCAAAAAUGAAUCUUGGCAUUCCCUUUUAUGGAAGAACAUUUACGCUUGCUAAUACUAAUGACGUCUCGUUAGGAGCUGCUACCAUUAAUGGUGGAACUCCCGGAACUUAUACCGAGGAAUCGGGAUAUUUGGGUUAUAACGAGAUUGUUGAAUUGUUAAAUGGCGGAGGGUGGACCACAAAAUGGGACGACGAACAAAAAGUUCCUCACAUGUAUAAAGGUAACCAAUGGGUUGGAUACGACGACCCAACAUCUAUAACCGAAAAGGUAAAAUAUGCGCAAUCUAAGGGUCUUGGUGGUGUAAUGGUUUGGGCUAUAGAAACUGAUGAUCAUGCUGGUUUAUCUGGAGUGAAAAACCCUCUCUUAACUGCUAUAACUACUCAGUUGGCUGCUGGUUCUCCUAAUUCACUACCAGUCAAAUCUAAAACAACGAGUACGACAAAGGCAGCGGGGACAACUCCGGCAACUACUACAACAAAAACAACUACAAAUGUUAAUCAAAAUGCUAAGAACGGCGUCUCAGCAAAUACCUGUACCCAAGAUGGAUUUAUUGGCGAUUCUAAAAAUUGUAACAAAUUUUAUCAAUGCAUAAAAAAAGCUGAUGGAACUUACGGUGCUUACGCUUUUAAUUGCGUUGCAGGACUUGUAUUUGAUCCAAAAAGCAACGCGUGCAACUGGAAAACAUUAGUUCCAGACUGCUCUUCUUAAAUGUGUCUAAAUACUACAAAAUUUAAUGUUUAUUUUUGUAAACGAUUCGUUAUUACAGUUUAUUAAAAUGUUUUACGCACAUA
This is a messenger RNA of Psylliodes chrysocephalus, 1817 nucleotides long. Lineage: Eukaryota; Metazoa; Arthropoda; Insecta; Coleoptera; Chrysomelidae. The record is from the annotation of a GenBank genome assembly.